AUGUGCCAUUUGCGACGGCUUGAAAGCCGUAUACAUCGUGAAAUAUUUGGUGCCGACGUGCAUGAAGCUUCUGAUGAAAAGAUUGACUGUUUCCGGUAUGAGCUCGAUGCCUGGAGACUCGCUGUCCCGGUCUCGAUAGAUGCCUCCUUUGUUCUCCCUGGUUACUCGCUGUAUGACACAAAGGAAUUCUUCGAUAUACAAUACAGCAAGGCACUACGUAUGCUCCUCCAGCGACGUAUCACUGCUGCAAAGAAAGAAGUAGAAGGAGAUGUUUCGAAGACAUCAGAGUAUCUCACACUGAGUGCUCGCGCAGCCGGAGACAUCUGCCAACAUUACAAGGUGCUCCAUCAGCGAAGGCCGUUGGGUUGGAAUCUCCUGGCCCUACACUCUAUUUUUACGGCUGGACUCACACUCCUAUAUUCUACCUGGAUUAGGAAGGACAGGCCCGACCUCGUCGCAUUGGAAGACAUUCGAGCCUGUUCGUGUGUUUUGUUUGCCAUUUCAGAGCAAUGGCCGUCGACAAAACGAUUCAGGGAUAUUUUUGAAGCCAUGGCGCGCGAAAUGAUGGAAAUUUUGAAACUCAGCCAAGCUCAGAACUGGACUGGAUCGUUUCCAGUGGAUGCGAAUGCGUUUGGGGGGGAGGGAUUUUGGUCGAUUUUUGACGAUUUGGUGGAAGACGAUUACAUUCGCGAUCAGUUUAGGCUUGAGGGAACGAUGAGUUAA
Penicillium digitatum Pd1 is the source of this 723-nucleotide messenger RNA. Its product is annotated as Zn(II)2Cys6 transcription factor. NCBI's taxonomy places the organism in Eukaryota, Fungi, Ascomycota, Eurotiomycetes, Eurotiales, Aspergillaceae. Gene Ontology annotation, molecular function: sequence-specific DNA binding; zinc ion binding; DNA-binding transcription factor activity, RNA polymerase II-specific. Gene Ontology annotation, biological process: positive regulation of transcription by RNA polymerase II; DNA-templated transcription. The record is from RefSeq and is a predicted model, not a curated record.